AUAGGCAGUGGCAGUUUUGACCUGUCAGUGUUCUUUCAUGUUAAGGCGCCAUGGCCGCCGAUCAAGAGCAAUUUUAUCAAAUUCUGACCACCCUUUUAUCCACAGAUAAUGCCAUCCGGACGCAGGCUGAGGAAGCCUAUAACAAUUUACCAGUCGAAUCUAAGGUGAGCCACCUGAUUUUGGCUAUACACAAUGCAAAUUUGGGAGAAGAGGCCCGCCAAAUGGCUGCUGUACUUUUGCGGCGGCUAUUUUCCAGCGAAUUUAUGGACUUUUACCCAAAAUUGCCAGCUGAAAGCCAAAGGGCUAUGAGAGAGCAGGUCCUAUUAGCCAUACAGCAAGUUCAAUCUGUUAAUUUACGUCACAAAGUUUGUGAAGUUGUAGCUGAAGUUGCUAGAAACUUAAUUGAUGAUGAUGGAAAUAAUCAGUGGCCAGAAUUUUUACAGUUUCUCUUCCAUUGCGCCAACGACCAAAAUCCCGUUCUUAAAGAAGCAGCUUUGCAAAUGUUCACAAGUGUGCCUGGAGUGUUUGGCAACCAGCAAAACAACUACCUAGACCUAAUCAAGCAAAUGUUGAUGCAAAGCCUUCAACCGACCGAAUCUUACGAAGUCAGAUUCCAAGCGGUCAGAGCCGUAGGAGCUUUCAUUUUGAUAAACGACAAGGAAACGCAAAUCCUUAAACACUACGCCGAUUUGUUGGCUCCCAUGUUGCAAGUUAUCGGAGAGAGCGUGCAACAACAAGAAGACGAUACGUUGUUGAAGGUGCUGAUUGAUUUGGCUGAAAACACCCCGAAAUACUUGCGACCGCAACUGGUGAACAUCUACGAGAUGUGCAUGAAGAUUUUCACCAACAACGACGCAUUGGACUCGUUCAGACAGUUGGCCUUGGAAGUUAUGGUCACUCUGGCCGAGAUGGCGCCAGCUAUGGUGCGCAAGAACGUCGGCAAAUACAUGGAACAACUCGUUCCGACCAUUUUGCACUUCAUGGCCGAUCUGGAAGAGGAAGAAGGCUGGGCUGAGUCGGACGAUCUUCUCGACGAAGACAACGAUUGCAAUAACGUGGUGGCCGAGGCCGCCCUCGAUCGUCUGGCUUGCGGAUUGGGCGGAAAAAUCAUUCUACCGCUGGUGACAGCCAGCGUGCCCGCCAUGUUGGCCAGUCCCGACUGGAAACCACGUCACGCUGCCCUUAUGGCUUUGAGUGCGAUUGGAGAAGGUUGCCACAAGCAAAUGGAGGCAAUUCUCUCUGAGAUUAUGGAUGGUGGGGUCUUGAGAUACCUGCAGGAUCCACAUCCAAGGGUGAGGUAUGCCGCGUGUAACGCUGUAGGUCAAAUGGCGACCGAUUUCGCGCCCGUGUUCGAAAAGAAAUUCCACGACAAGGUGGUUCCGGGUUUGUUGAUGCUUUUGGAUGACAACGCCAACCCUCGCGUGCAGGCGCACGCCGGUGCUGCUUUGGUCAACUUUGCCGAAGAGUGCCCCAAACACAUUCUAAGCGGGUAUCUGGAUCCGUUGAUGAGCAAACUUGAAGGCAUCCUGACAGCCAAAUUCAAAGAACUGGUUGAGAAAGGCACCAAGCUCGUCUUGGAACAGGUGGUCACCACCAUUGCCAGCGUUGCCGAUACCGCCGAAAACGAAUUCAUCGCUUACUACGACAGGCUGAUGCCCUGUCUGAAAUACAUCAUCCAAAACGCCAACAAGGACGAUUUGAAAUUGCUAAGAGGUAAAACCAUCGAAUGCGUCACUCUGAUCGGUAUGGCUGUUGGCCCGGAAAAGUUCAUGGCCGACGCCACUGAAGUCAUGGACAUGCUUUUGAAAACUCACGGGGAUGGCGCUGAACUGCCGGACGACGAUCCGCAGACCAGCUACUUGAUUUCUGCUUGGAGCAGAAUUUGCAAGGUUUUGGGUAAAAACUUUGAACAAUAUCUGCCUUUGGUGAUGGGACCGGUGAUGAGGACCGCGGCCAUGAAACCCGACGUUGCCCUUCUGGACAACGAAGACAUGCAAGGGGUUGAAGGCGACGAAGACUGGCAAUUCGUUUCUCUUGGAGAACAGAAGAACUUUGGUAUCAGAACUGCGGGUCUGGAAGAUAAGGCGGCCGCAUGCAUGAUGUUGGUGUGCUACGCGAGAGAGUUAAAGGACAGUUUUUCCAACUACGCGGAAGAAACCGUCAAGUUGAUGGUGCCGAUGUUGAAGUUCUACUUCCACGACGGUGUGCGUAACGCUGCCGCCGAGUCUUUGCCUUGGCUGUUGGAGUGCUCCACCUGCAGGGGUCCUGCAUUCGUUGGAGACAUGUGGAGAUUUAUUUGUCCAGAAUUGCUAAAAGCAAUAGACACUGAGCCUGAAAGUGACGUCCUUAUGGUAAUGUUGGAUUCUUUGGCAAGAUGCAUUCAAAAGUUGGGACCCUCUUACAUUGACCAAGAAUCUAUGACGGAAAUUUUGAGAAUUAUUGAUAAACUGAUGCAAGAACAUUUUGAACGCGCCAGUGAUAGACACAAGAAACAUUUAGAUGAAGAUUUUGAUGAACAGGUUCAAGAACAAUUAGAAGACGAAGAAUCGGACGACACCUACAUCCUCAGCAAAAUCGCCGACGUAUUGCACUCUCUCUUCAUUACAUACCGCGAAAACUUCCUACCCAUGUUUGACCAAAUACUCAACCACUUCGUGCAACUGUUGCAACCGGAGAGGAACUGGGCCGACCGUCAGUGGGGCAUCUGCGUGUUCGACGACGUGAUCGAAUUCGCCGGCCCCGCCUGCGUUAAAUACGAGCAGUUCUUCCUGCAGCCGUUCGCAGUCUACGUCAAGGACAAGACCUGCGAGGUGCGCCAAGCCACCGCCUACGGUUGGGGCGUUUUGGCGCAGUUCGGCGGCGAGCGUUUCGCGCCCGAGCUGGCCAAGAUUUUGCCUUUGUUGGUCGAAGUUAUCACGGCCGCGGAUUCAAAGGAUCCGAGAAAUAUCAAUGCCACAGAAAAUGCCGUAUCGGCUGUCACGAAGAUUAUGAAGUACAACCGGUCCGCCAUCAAUUUGGACGAAGUUAUGCCACUGUGGUUCAGCUGGUUGCCGGUCAUCGAAGAUGCGGAUGAAGCCCCACACGUUUAUGGUUAUCUAUGUGAUCUUAUCGAAGCCAAUAAUCUACAUAUACUAGGUGCUAACAAUGAAAAUAUUCCAAGGAUAAUAAAUAUAAUAGCGGAAGCGUUCUUCAGAGAUGCGAUAGACGCGUCGAAGCCGGAAGGUUUCCGAAUGUUAAACAUAGUUAGACAGGUCCAAUCCAAUGAAUCGUUUUUCCAAAAUAUCGUACAAGCUUUAGCUCCCGAAUUACAACAGGCCCUUCACGUUGCUUUGCACACUCCACCAGCAAAAUAGUUGUUUUUUUCUCCUUUAAGUUUAUUACUUGAUUAAAAAUUUUCAGUUGUAGCCUAUAUAUCAUUAUUUUAUAUAUGUAUGAGAGUAAAACUUGGAUGUCUCGAGUAGUGCUAUAAACUUUUCUAUUGAAUGAAAAUUUUACGUUUGUUUUAUCACAGAAGGAAAAAAAACGUUGAAUAGGAAAAUUUGUAUUGAACUAAUUGUAACUUAAUUUAUUUUUUUAAUGUUUUUAGCUCUAUUCUAGAGUACCAAACUGACCUCUUGAACCUCCAGUAGUUAAGUUCAAUAAAUCUCAAGUAAGUAGAAAUACUUCAAGUUAAUAAAGGAAUUGUUAAAAUGUUGGUACAUGUAGUUAUUAUUAUUAAUGAACUUCUGGUGGAUCGAGAUGUGUUUACCUAAACAUAUAGGUAUUAUUAUAUUUAUAUUUGUGACUGUAUAUAGAUUUUUGUGACUCUGGACGACUGUAUGUGAUACUCUUUUUUGAUUAUUAUUCAAAGCCAAGCCCGUUCAUAAUAAAAUAUUUUUGUCUACAAGUUUUUUCAUUGUUAGUGUUUUGAAAUUUAUUCACUGACAUGUUAUAUCAACAUUAUAAUAAAUCGAUUUUUCUUUA
This is a messenger RNA of Brassicogethes aeneus, 3963 nucleotides long. The record is from the annotation of a GenBank genome assembly. NCBI's taxonomy places the organism in Eukaryota, Metazoa, Arthropoda, Insecta, Coleoptera, Nitidulidae.